AUGGGUAAUAGUGAAGGAUCAACAAUUAAAGGAGGUCUUAUAAUAUCAGCUGAUAAAACUUCCUACAUAGGCGGUGAAAUAGUUACUGGUAAUAUUUUUAUCCAAAUUCAAGAAGCAAUACCUCCUUCAAAAAUCAUUCUUGGCUUCAAAGGAAAAGAGUCCACGAAAUGGAGCGAAAGAAGAGGUUCAGGCAAGAAUAAGCAUUGGAGAAACUAUGAAGGCGACCACCACAUUUCUAACUUUAAAUUUCAAAUUUAUGCCUUAGACGCUUCUCAGCCUAUGCGUAGCUUUACAAUUCCUUUUUCUUUUAAGCUCCCAGAUCACCUUCCUGGGUCAUUUAAUUAUUCACAUGACCGCGCCAGUGCUUUCAUCAGGUACGAAAUGAGAGCAAAGCUUGCUCCUAUGAGUGGUAAAGCAUUUUUAAAAAAUAAAUGCCCAAUAGAAAUUAUAGGUGUUUACUGUGAUUUGACAGAUAGGGCGGAGAAUGGAGAGUUGACAAAUGAGCAUCUCUCAGUAGAUUUGGGCAAACUGACUUGGUAAACCCACUGGAAAAUUACCUCUCCUUUCUCCUGCCCUUAUCGGGCAAAUCACUGUAAAGACCUUUAAACAAGUAGCUGAAAGUAUUCAUCAAAAUAUUGUAUGCGAAAAAACAGCACAAAUUUCGACUUGGUGUUGCUGCAGUAAAGGAAAAAUUGGCAUCAAAGCAAGGAUUGCUAAUUCCCCCCUCCGUGAGCGAACAAAAACCUUUAGAAAAUUCCUAUUUUUUGACCCUCCUUGAGCGAACAAAUAAUUUUUUAUAAAAAAAAAAUUUGAUAUACAAGUGAUAACUAAUAUAAUGAAAUAUCUAGCUAAUUCUGUUUAAUUUUAAACAAGUUGUGUUUUAAAAAAAAAUUUGAAAAUUAAAUUAAUAUUUGCUUUACGAUUUUUGUGAAUUGGGAUUAUUUUGAAAAAAAAAAUUUUAUUAUAAUCCCUUGCAUAAAUUUCAUUUUGCUUAUUUAUGGUAAAUUGAUUUUAAAAUGCCAAAAAAAUUUUUAACAUACCAUAGACUCAGUUUUAUAUAUAAUGGCAUGUCAAAAUUUUUUUGAUAUUUCAAAAUCAAUUUACCAUAAAUAAGCAAAAUAAAAUAUUACCAAUACAUUAUAUAAAAUUUAUAUAUAAAUUUUUUAAAAAAAAAAACAAUUAACCCCCCCCUCCUUGAGAAACAAAACUUUUUGUUCGCUCACAGAGGGGUGAAGUAAGGAUUAUUACACUCCUGAUGAAAUUGCCAUUGUCCUUGCUGAUAUCUUAAUCUUAAUCAUAGUAUAUAAAGGUUCAAGGAGAGUCCAACAAUGGUUAAAUUUUCUGUUUUACUCUUGGUCAGAAGCCCAAAGUCUAACAACUUUUUUUAGGCUGGGAAAAAUUAGCACACUGGUAUGCUGGAAUAUUCUUUCCAACUCUCACUUCCCUUUGAUACAAAAAUCAUUAUCUGUUAUAAAGCAUGCAGUCAGCUUAUCAGCAUUACUCUUCACCAAAUCAAGUAAAACUUAGGCAGAUACACAUUUUCCAAAUGGCAUCCUCCCUUCCUCAAAGUCCUGCGCUCCCUUGCGGGAGCCAUCUACAAGAUUUAAAAAAUCUUCACGUCAUUUUAAUGUAUUAGUUCUUGUUGAUAUCAAUAAUUCCCUUAGUCAGCUAAAAGUUAAAAGAGUAAAAGCAUCCUUAAUAAGACAAGUCAGAUUAAAUGGAAAAGAAACAGGGUUCAGUGCUGUGAUGAAUCUCAAUUUAACGAAUACUGGCCAUACUCAUUUUUAUAGUGAAACUGUUAUGCAAGCGUUUUCUGAAACUGGGAUUCCUGAAGGAAUUAAAAGUGACGGAAGCUCUGAAAAAGAUCCUCUUUUGCAGGGAAAAUUAUUGCAGAUUGCUUUAGAUCUUACCCAGGCAAGAGAUAAAAUCAUUGGCCAUUUUACUACAAAAGGAACUAUUGUAGAGUGUGGCUACAGUCUGAAUAUAGAGGCAGAAAUGGAUGGAUCUUGCAUGUGCUGUGGUGAUAGCCCUUCUGUAUUUUCGCCAGUAAUGAUAUAUCCUGCUGAAUAUGCUCCAGCGCCGUUGCCAACACCUCCUGCAAACUGGAACCCUGAGCUUAUAGGACAAGUAAAUUUAGCUUGGGAUCAAAGGUACGAGGUUCAGCCUUCUACUAAGUAA
Molecule: messenger RNA, 2178 nt
Organism: Blepharisma stoltei
Lineage: Eukaryota; Ciliophora; Heterotrichea; Heterotrichida; Blepharismidae
Source: the annotation of a GenBank genome assembly